Messenger RNA from Carassius auratus (goldfish), 5178 nucleotides. RefSeq names its product Rho GTPase activating protein 39 (gene arhgap39). Gene Ontology annotation, molecular function: GTPase activator activity; protein binding. Gene Ontology annotation, biological process: signal transduction. The transcript is spliced from 10 exons. Bases 264 to 3137 code for a protein of 957 amino acids. Gene Ontology annotation, cellular component: cytoskeleton; cytoplasm. The record is from RefSeq and is a predicted model, not a curated record. NCBI's taxonomy places the organism in Eukaryota, Metazoa, Chordata, Actinopteri, Cypriniformes, Cyprinidae.
AUAGAUAGAUAGAUAGAUAGAUAGAUAGAUAGGACUUUCUCUUUAUUUUGCAGGAUGCCACACAGCGUGCUCGAGUUGCCAUGGUAACCUGCUCUUUUUCAGACCGUGAGAAGCGCAAGAUGACGUCAGGUUGUCGGUGGUGACGGUGAGCGCGUGCUCCGGAUCCUCGCUCACUCGGUGACUGCGGCGGUGGCGGAGCCUCCAUCAUGACUGGCGCGCUGUGGAUUACUGUCACUGCGUGCUGAAGCGGGAUCGACAGCGCCAUGGCUGAGAGGUUGGAAUGGGUGGAAAUCAUCGAGCCGCGCACCCGGGAGCGCAUGUAUGCCAACCUGCUGACGGGCGAGUGUGUUUGGGACGCCCCGGCGGGUGUACAGAUCAAACGCAGCGGACAGGAUCAGUGGUGGGAGCUCUUCGACUCCAAAACGUCCCGAUUCUACUACUACAACGCUUCGACCCAGAGCACCGUCUGGCACCGCCCACACAGCUGUGACAUCAUCCCUCUCGCCAAACUACAGACCCUCAAGCAGAACACUAACGCGGCUCCGCCCACCACGACCAGUGCCUCGGCCGACAACAGCCCCGCCCGCAGCGCCAUCAGCACCACCUCAUCACAGGAGCAGGAGGAGAAGACCUCCACCGCCGAGGAGGGAGACAGGUUCAGAUGGGGCACUGGCACCAGAGAGCGGAUGCUCAUCAAAGUAUCAGAUCGAGAACCCAGUUUUCUGACCCAGGGAAACGGAUACUCCAGUUCUUCCCCACGUUCUAGAUGCUCGUCCAGCAACGCUCCUUCCGACCCCGAAGCCACGCCCCUUUCUCUCCCCGAUCGCCCGGCGUCGCAGUCUCCGUUUCUAAAGAGAGUGGACUUGGGCGGCACUCAGCGGCGCUGCUCGGGCGAUUCCCAGCCAUCAUCCCCACGCUAUGCUUACGAGCCUCCUUUGUACGAGGAACCUCCCUCGGAAUACCAGUCCCCGCCUAUUUAUGAGGAACCGCCCACUGACAUGCACUGCGACCAGGCUUUUUUCGGCUCUGAUAGGUCUCCGGCGCGAAAACCAGGUCUUUACCACUCUCCCAAGCAAAGCCCAUCUCCUUACGGUCAACUGGUGUUGACGAGACAGCGGAGCUCAACGCCCGAGAAGACGCCCAAUCAGGGGGAUCGAGACUAUAACUCAAGUGGGCGGGACUACAGCUCUGCAGGGCGGGACUACAGCUCCAGUGGGCGGGAUUAUAACUCAGGCAUGAGGGACUACAGCUCUGGUGGGCGGGAUUAUAACUCUAGUGGGCGGGAGUAUAGCCCCGCUGGGCGGGAAUAUGUAAAGCAGCUAGUUUAUGUCGAGCAGUCUGGCUCCUCCCCUCGGUUUAGGACAACCGAGCGUCUGCUGAGCUACGGGACGACCAGUUCAAAUAACCUCUCAGCCGGAUUUUCUUACGGCGGCUCCUUUACGCUACAGCACAGUCACGAUCUCAAUGGUGGCAAUCGGAAACGUAAGAACCGGAAGCCGUCUUUGCCGGGAGGAGAGGGUGAUGGCAUGGGGUCUGGACUCGGGGCGAUGAUAACACAAGCCCGGUUGGCAUGGGAGGCUCAGCAGAUGUUACAUCAGCGAGGGGGCGUGUCUUCUGACCAGGGAGCGAAAGAUGGGUAUGAGAGUGACGGGGCGAUGCCCCUCCCACUGCCUGGUCCGGUGGUGCGGGCGUUCAGCGAAGACGAGGCUCUAGCUCUACAGGAAAGCCAUUGGAAGCGCGCCACCCUAGACAGACUGGCAUUUCCUCAGAUGCUGCUAGAAAAGAGUCUGUCGGUGCAAACCAACCUGGCAUCACCUGAACCUUACCUUCAUCCCUCGCAGUCGGAGGAUCUCGGGGCGUGUUCUCAGUUCGAGGCCAGUCGUAACGCUCGUAACAUGAUGCCCAGCGCGAGCUGCGGCGUUUUCCCAGAGUUCACGCUCCGCAAACCGUCCUCCGAGACGGACAUCGAGAACUGGGCGUCCAAACACUUCAACAAGCACACGCAGGGUCUGUUCAGGAGGAAAGUGUCCAUCGCUAACAUGCUAGCGUGGAGCAGCGAGCCCAUCAAGAAGCCCAUGAUCAUGACCACAGACCGGACGGUGAAGCGCGAGGCCGUGGAGCUCUUCAAACUCGUCCAGACCUACAUGGGCGACCGUCGGGGCAAAGGCGAGCCUCUGUCCGUGGCUCUGGAGGUGGCUGUGAGGGGCUGGAGCUGUCAGGGUCUGAGAGACGAGCUCUACAUCCAGCUCUGCAGACAGACCACGGAGAACUUCCGCUACGACAGUCUCCAGAGAGGAUGGGAGCUCAUGGCCAUCUGUCUGGCCUUCUUCCCCCCGACGCCUCGCUUCCACAACUAUCUGGAGGGCUACAUCUGCAGACACAUGGACCCUCUCAACGACACCAAGGGAGUGGCGAUUAGCAGCUAUGCUAAAUACUGUUACCGUAAACUGCAGAAAGCUGCGCUCACCGGAGCCAAGAAGGGUUUGAACAAGCCCUCGAUGGAGGAGAUCGCUCACGCUCGUAACGCCAUCUUCAGGCCCUCCAUGUUCGGCUCGUCUCUGGAGGAAGUGAUGUCGAUGCAGAAGGAGCGUUAUCCUGAGCGCCAGCUGCCCUGGGUCCAGACGCGUCUGUCUGAGGAAGUGCUGAGUCUGAACGGAGACCAGACCGAGGGCAUCUUCAGGGUUCCUGGAGACAUCGAUGAAGUAAACGCUCUGAAACUACAGGUGGACCAGUGGAAGGUGCCCACCGGCCUGGAGGACCCACAUAUUCCAGCGUCGCUGCUGAAGCUCUGGUACAGAGAGCUGGAGGAGCCGGUGAUUCCUCAUGAGUUUUAUGAGCAGUGUGUCUUGAACUACGACAGUCCUGCAGCUGCUGUCAACGUCGUCCUCAGCCUCCCUCACAUCAACAAACUGGUGCUCUGCUACCUCAUCCGCUUCCUACAGGUAUUUGCUCAAGCCUCCAGUGUGUCCAUGACUAAGAUGGACGUCAGUAAUCUGGCGAUGGUGAUGGCGCCAAACUGCCUGCGCUGCCAGUCGGACGACCCGCGCAUCAUCUUCGAGAACACCAGGAAAGAGAUGAGCUUCAUGCGUGUGCUGAUCCAGCACCUCGACACCAGCUUCAUGGACGGGGUGCUAUAGCACAUACACACACAUUAGCAUCACACUUAGCGCCCACACAUGACUCACUCGACAAACGUCCUCGACAAGCCUCUUCCUGUCGCGCUCGCCUUCCACUCCGCGCUAAGGUCAAAUCCACCAUCCCCAUGAUUUCUGAAUGUUUCUGAAUAGAUAAACCAUCCGUCCUCACAUGAUAGUGACUGUCCUGCUUUGGUUUCUAGCGUGCAUGUGAAUGUGUCCGUUUCUGUUUUCUAACUUGACUGACUUGUAGACCGGUCCGUCUGAUUUUAUAAGAUUAAUUUAUUUGUUAUUUAUUUGAAUAAGGGUUUGUAAGUAUUGUACUGCCUUUUGAAAUAGAAAACAUCUGUCCUCACUGAUCACAUGCAUCAAUCUGUGUGUGUGUGUGUGUGUGUGCGUGUGUGUGAGUGAGUGUGUAUGAGUUCAUUUAUCACAGUUGUUUUAUACACUAUUGUGUACAUCUCAACACAAGUGCCCCUCAUAGUAAACUACCUGCGGUAAAUGUGAAGGGUGUAAAUUAUGUGUAAAAAUGCACUUUCUGAACUCGCACACACUGAACUUUAAUACAUAAUUGUUGAGUCAGAAAGUGUUUAACAUCCAGAAUAUUACGUGCUUCGCCUUUAAAUUCUUGCUUAUGCUCACACAAGCAUCCAGACGGCCUCAUUUAGACACACACUGAUUAAGUUUGGUGCUUGUAAUGUCUAUAUCACACUGCCAAACACACAAUAUUGAUACUCGGUGCUCAUUCCUGCCUCUAGGAGGCGUAUCAGUGAGAAACAAGAGACAGACAAUAAAGGAGGGAGAAAUAAACAGAGAGAAUCUCAUGAAGAAGUGUCCGGGUUAUAUUUCACCACAAAAUAAAAAAAUAAAAAGAGUAAAUGUGAAUUUGAGAGUUUACCCCGAAAAUAAAAUAAAGGUCUGUUUACAUAUAAUACAUAAUAUCAUGAUUUAAAAAAAAUAUAUAUGUAAAUGACCAUUGCCCAGAUAUUAUUUUAAAUAUUUUAAUUGGAUUUUGAGGGUAGAACAUAAUGUUAACAUUAAAUAAAAAUAGCAUGAAAAUGACCCCAAUGGCGCAAAUAUUAUUUUUUAUAUUUUUAAUUGAAAUUUAAGGGUUGAACGUGUCAUCAUGAUAUUAAUAAAAAAAAAAUAAUAAAUAAAAAAUGAGCUCUAAAAUUUCCAUAAAUGGCCCAAAUAUUGUCUUGCAUAGUUUUAUUUGGAUUCUGAGAAGAAAUAACAAAUAAAUAUGGUCCUAAAGUCACUAUAAUAGCCCAAAUAUUGCUUUAAAUAGUUUUAUUGGAUUUUGAGUUUUAAACAUAUUAUCGUGAUAUAAAAAAGACCCUUAAAAUUUAAAUUUUAACAUAAAGAAAAAGUAAAAAAAUAAAAUAAAUUGACAUUAAAAUGACCAUUUUAAGAUAUACAUAAAAAUGAAUUUAAUUUAAAAAAAAAAAAUAAUAAUAAUAAUAUUUUUAAUUGUAUUUUGAGGUGAAAUAUGAGCCGGAUGUGCUCUGGACAGACAGAUGUUUGUAUGUUUGGCUUCUCCUCAUCUCUGCACACCCCGAUCUGUCAUGGCCACACGUUCACGUCCUCAUCUGUACAGAACAAUGUGUAAAAAAUACAAAUAAAAGCUAAAACGAAAGAAAAGAAGAUAAAAUAGUUACUACAGUAUUUCACAGCAGGAGCGUUUAGGUUGGAAUCUCAAAACUCCAUAAUCCAUUAGCAAAAACUUAGAUUAAAAAAUAAUAUAAAAGCAGAUAUGAAAUAUGAUUCUAUGUCUGAUAAAAAGGGAAGAAAAUCCAUGAGCAGAGCACUGUGACCUGCGUCCAGCACACACACACACACACACACACACGACAGAGAGGAUUAUGGGAGAUUGUGCUGAAUGCAGAGAUGUUUGUCGUCACAGGUUUACGCUCAUGGUCUUAUUACUGUAUUUAUGAAGUCAAAUUAAUAAACCCCCUCACCCUCCUUUUGUUCUGAGGUCAAAGGUUACUCUGGACGUUACAGUGGAGCUGAACAUUGUUUAUUAAACAGUUCAAAAGAUUCA